Messenger RNA from Cyprinodon tularosa, 4078 nucleotides. It is a transcript of the gene ppp2r5b, whose product is annotated as protein phosphatase 2, regulatory subunit B', beta. Lineage: Eukaryota; Metazoa; Chordata; Actinopteri; Cyprinodontiformes; Cyprinodontidae. The transcript has 13 exons. The coding region runs from base 986 to 2554 and encodes 522 amino acids. The record is from RefSeq and is a predicted model, not a curated record. Gene Ontology annotation, biological process: signal transduction; protein dephosphorylation. Gene Ontology annotation, cellular component: protein phosphatase type 2A complex; cytosol; nucleus. Gene Ontology annotation, molecular function: protein phosphatase activator activity.
UUUGACGCAAAUCUCCAAGGCGCUGUAAUAACCGGAUAACGGGAACCGAGAAGGAGGACGACAACAGGACGGAUCAGUCCGACAGCCGCAUAUGUUUAUACAUAAAGACCUGAUGUUGUUGUAGCCCACAUACCGCAGGUUUAGAGGGUUUGCUUUUCUCUACAAGGAGCUGCUGCCUCCCCUCUCUCUUUGUCUGGUUCCUCCUCAUUUGGAGGUGGAAGCGGAGCGCGCCUCAGCUGAGGAGGACCUGCACAUGUCGGCUCCGUUUGUUCCUCCGCCCUGAUAACGGUGGCAGGAGGAGGAGGAGGUGGAGGAGAAAGGGACAAUCGCCAAGCUUUAAGGAGCCAGUUCUAUUCCCAUAUUACCAGGCGCGAGGGUUGAGACAACCGGGAGAUGCGAUAAAAACAAGAGAGAAGGACACCAGUGAUGCGGCAGCCAAGGUGGGCCCAGAUUGAUGAUUUUAUGAUAUCAUCAUCCACCGCCAGGACCGGACACUGAUCCCAUUUAAAGAGGAUAAACAGCAAACUGCUUUGGAAUCUGUUCAUUUAUCUGGGAUUAUUAUUAUUUUUUUAAAAUCGGGCUGUAUUAUCUUGAAUGAACAUCCAUAUUUAGGCCGAGCCUGUGUGACGCCAGCACAGCAGCAGAGUGCGUCUCAGCAUCACUUGGAAUGAUCCACAAGCCAUUUUACAUCUGCAAAACCAACCAGGAGGUUCAAGGGAUGUUGCCAUCAAUGCGGCUCUCAUAGAGGCGCAAACCAGGACAGGACCUCCAGAAAUAUCCCCCCCCCCCCCCCCCCCCAUUCCCCUCCUCUUCACCCCCACCCCCUCCUCUUCACCUACCUCUGCUCCUCUUUACACCACCCCUUCAGCGCCUAUUCAUCCUAAUCAACUGAUUAUCCCAUCUGUGAUUCACAAAGCCACCCACUCCAUCCGUCCGUCCGUCCUCCUUGAGCGCCACUUUUACGCGCUCCACAUCUGCAGCCGCCAUGGAAACCACCAAGCUGCCCCCCUCCAGCCCCUCCUCGCCCACCACCAGCUUCUCGGUGCCGUCCGCGGAGAAGGUGGACGGCUUUCCGCGCAGGUCUAUGCGCAGAGCGCGACAGAGGAGGUCCCACAGCUCUUCCCAGUUCCGAUACCAGAGCUCCCAGGUGGAGCUCACCCCGCUGCCCCUGCUCAAAGAUGCCCCGGUGGCAGAGCUACAUGACCUGUUCUGUAAGAAGCUGCAGCAGUGCUGCGUGCUGUUUGAUUUCUUGGACUGUGUGGCCGACCUGAAAGGGAAGGAGAUCAAACGUGCGGCGCUUAACGAGCUGGUGGAGAGCGUGGCUACUAGUAGAGGAGUUCUCAUCGAACCUCUCUACCCAGAGGCCAUAAAGAUGAUCUCCGUCAACAUAUUCCGCACCCUUCCUCCCAGUGAGAAUCCAGAGUUUGACCCUGAGGAAGACGAGCCGACUCUUGAAGCUUCAUGGCCACAUCUGCAGCUGGUGUAUGAGUUCUUUCUGAGAUUCCUGGAGAGUCCAGACUUCCAGCCGUCCAUGGCCAAACGCUACAUCGACCAGAAAUUUGUCCUGCAGCUUCUGGAGCUGUUCGACAGCGAGGACCCUAGGGAGAGGGAGUACCUGAAGACGAUCCUGCACCGUGUCUAUGGAAAAUUACUGGGCCUCCGAGCAUAUAUCCGCAAACAGAUCAACAACAUCUUCCUCAGGUUCAUUUAUGAAACUGAGCACUUCAACGGCGUGGCAGAGCUGUUGGAAAUCCUCGGCAGCAUCAUAAAUGGCUUUGCUCUGCCCCUGAAAGCUGAACACAAGCAGUUCCUGGUGCGGGUCCUCAUCCCGCUACAUACAGCAAAGUCCCUCUCCAUCUUCCAUGCACAGCUGGCCUACUGUGUGGUGCAGUUUAUGGAGAAAGAUGCUACAGUGACUGAAUACAUCAUCAGGGGGCUGCUCAAGUACUGGCCGAAAACCUGCACCCAGAAAGAGGUGAUGUUUCUGGGGGAGAUUGAGGAGAUCUUGGACGUGAUAGAGCCGUCACAGUUCAUCCGUAUCCAGGACCCUCUCUUUAAGCAGAUUGCUGCCUGUAUCUCCAGCCCUCACUUUCAGGUAGCGGAGCGAGCUCUUUACUUCUGGAACAAUGAGUAUAUCCUCAGUCUGAUAGAAGAGAACUGUCAAGUCAUCCUGCCACUGGUGUUCGGCACCCUCUACAGAGUCUCAAAGGAGCACUGGAACCAAACUAUCGUGUCUCUGAUCUACAACGUGCUGAAGACUUUCAUGGAGAUGAACAGCAAACUGUUUGAUGACCUCACUGCCUCCUACAAAGUGGAGAAACAGAAGGAGAUGAAGCGAGAAAGGGAGCGUGCAGACCUCUGGCGAGGCCUGGAGGAGUACCAGGAGCGCCGAAUGCAGAUGCUUACAGAGGCCGCCAGGAACCAGCGCAACCUCCAGGAGAGGGUCGAGAGAGGAGACCCACUGAGCCCUUCCUCCCCACAGACGGCUCAGUCCGACCAACUCGAGCCAAAACCCAGCGGGGCGUCCUCUGGAGCCGGGGAGAGCGCCACCUAGGCACCGCUGCACACAUGAGGGAUAAUACUGGGGGAAGGGUAGUGGGACUUGAGCUUAGUGGUGAAAGUGUUGGGAGACAGAAAAGGUAUAAAAUCACUUCUUUUUAUCAUGUAUCAUGGAGGUGGCAGCUUCUUGUACAAAGGUGCAAUCUCUGUGAUGCAAAGCUGUACCUUCUUUCUGACAGCAUUGUGUGAAACUGGUUCACUUUUAGCUGUACACACGUCAUGUUGCAGUUCAUUACUCUAAAAAGGUGCAGCCUGUCAUGUUAUUUAUUAUCCCGUUCAGUAAACUGCAGACCAGCUGCAAAACAAAGAGACAAAGUGUCUCUUUUGGUGUCUAACUUGUCUUGACAUUUGACCAACAGAGUCAUAGUCUGUACUGUGGCCUCAUCUUUAUCUUUUUAACUGAAAGAUGCUUAAUCCUGACGUGCAUAGCACAAUCCAUGAAUGAAAACAGAUGAAGCAAUUUCACACAAAUGUCCCAAAGCUAUCGCUGCACACAACCGACCGACCUACAUACAUGAGGGUACUUAGUGUAAAUAUCAGAGAAGAAAGGAGCUACCAAAAGUGUAUGGCCGUUAGACAUAUGUCACACAACUGACUGAGACACACAGAUCCCCGUAAGCACCCAAACACACACAAAGAUUUACUCAGCCAGUUGUGGCGCUGACUCGUCCCCAUCUGGGUCCCACCACAGGAUCCCCUACAGUCCCAGUAAACUUCAAUUAAAGCCGAUUACGAUGGUGAUGACUCUGAUAUAAAGUACAAUAUUGUUCCUUCUUCUUACUUGUUACUCUACUACUACUACUCUACUCUAACUACUACUGAUGAUGAUGUUUUUAUAUAUAUAUAAAUAUAUAUAGAUAUACAUACGUCUGGAUAUUUCUGUAGCGUAUCAUGGAAGAAAAACUAGUGUAGCAGAAACCAUAAAAGGGGAAGGCCGACUAAAAAUCCUAAUUUUUACGCAGUAAUGAGGCCAUAAUGUUAGUGCUGAAAUUCAGCAGAAAACCCCUUUAACAGACCUUAACUGAGGGUGGCAGGGAUAGACUGGAUAAGCAGCAGUUGUUUUUCUUUUGCUUUGAAAUCUUUGAAUCUCCAUAUAGAGCAAAUCAACAGUUUUAAUACAAACUUGGUUGGAAAACUUAGAUAAAAACGUAGAUAAAUCAACAGGAAUAUUAAAAUUUAAGAGAAAAAUUAUCAACACUGUAAUGCAAAUAAAACAGAUUUGGUGAAUUGAUCAGAAGCAACUUGAUGAAUUGAUCUAUAAAGCAUUUUAGGCUAUAAAACUUUCUUGGAACAUAACUAUUUUCAAUAUUUGCUUGGAUGCAAUAUGAAUCAUAGCAGGGUGGCCUGAAAUCAGCAACAUCGACAAGAAUGAAGGCUGUUACGCUAGGGAGGGGAGUUAUAGAUUUUGCCUUUUUGAGCAAAUACUUAGGUGACUACAGUUGGUACUAGUGUUGCACCGAUACCGAUACCAGUAUCGGACGGGGCGCCGAUACUGCCCUAAAAUGGUGGUAUCGGUAUC